Molecule: messenger RNA, 924 nt
Organism: Acanthamoeba castellanii str. Neff
Lineage: Eukaryota; Discosea; Longamoebia; Acanthamoebidae
Product: transcriptional regulator, sir2 family
Exons: 8
Coding region: 1-924 (307 amino acids)
Molecular function (GO): NAD+ binding
Source: RefSeq, a predicted model, not a curated record
AUGGGCUCUUCAACACGGCCGCGAGAUCGCGAAAUGGAUAAUUUGGUGGCCGAUCUGUGCAACGGCGAGGUGCCUCUGUUCAUUACUGGUGCUGGGCUAAGCGCUGCCAGCGGUAUCGCGCCGUACCGAGGCACGAGCACGGCCGUGUGGACCAAUUUCGUGAUGAGCUGGGGCACUCGGUCCAAAUUCAAGAAGAAUCCCACUCUGUGGUACAACAAGUUUUGGCUGCGAACACACCAGAAGCCCGAGUACUUCAAGGCGCAGCCCAACGCAGGCCACUACGCGAUCGCUGCCAUCUCGCAGAUGUGCAACGCGAAAACGGCGCUCUGCCCACACAAACUUAUCGAGGUCCACGGACGACUCGGAAUGUACAAAUGUUACGCCUAUGAUGAGUCCAUAGACGACAUCGAUCUGGAGGACUACGCGAAAGAGGGAACAUGCAUGGAUGCCGGCAAUCUCAUGCUCACCGAGGCACCCAUUUGCCCGUCGUGUGACGAGGCGGUGCUGCCGCAGGCGCUGCUGUUCGAUGAGCAGUACGGCUCGCACCAAUUUUACCAAUGGGACCGCGUCGACGAGUGGUUUCACGACUCAGACGUGCUGAUUUUUGUGGGAACGUCGUUCUCGGUCGGAGUGACGGAGAAGGCCCUCGCCAUCGCACAAGAGUUCGGCAAGAAGGUCUACAGCUUCAACCUCUACGCCGAACGACGAGAGGACUAUCCGUGGAUUCAACACAUCUUGGGGCCAUCGGAGAAGACGCUGCCCACGCUGGCGCACCGCAUGCAGCACUACCACGCCCGGCCACGGCUCUGGUUCUACUCCAACCCCUCGUCCCCCGCCACCUACCACUCCGACUCGGACCCCGAGGCGGAGGCGGAAGAGGUGGUCGUGGUCGCCUCCGACCGGACCACCUCCUACCGCUGCUGA